This is a messenger RNA of Colletes gigas, 4707 nucleotides long. Its product is annotated as adenylate cyclase type 10-like. Gene Ontology annotation, molecular function: adenylate cyclase activity. Lineage: Eukaryota; Metazoa; Arthropoda; Insecta; Hymenoptera; Colletidae. The coding region runs from base 1 to 4707 and encodes 1568 amino acids. The transcript is spliced from 27 exons. Gene Ontology annotation, cellular component: cytoplasm. Gene Ontology annotation, biological process: intracellular signal transduction; cyclic nucleotide biosynthetic process. The record is from RefSeq and is a predicted model, not a curated record.
AUGGAUCAGCCUGUCUAUAAUGCCGCUAGAAAUUUGCGAAGGGACAGGCGUAAAAUAAGAAAAGAAAGAGAAUAUUUUCGAAACAACGGUCAGGGUAUCGACGUGGACCAUCAGACACGCGCAUUCCAGAUAAAAUUGGAACAACACACGAAAAUAUUCGCCUCGAUGUGUCCGGACGAAAUUCUGGAUCAUUACGAUGAUUAUCAGACUAGAAUGUAUUACACCACUUUGAUGCUUGGAGAUAUAUCAGGGUUCACGGAUCUCGCUGAGAAGUACACGAAAACAGGCAGAGGUGGUCCUUCAAAAUUGACGGACACAUUGAACAGCUAUAUCGGUGCAAUGGUACAAGAAAUAUUGUCGCACAACGGCGAUUUGCUGAAAUUCUCGGGGGACGCGUUUAUAGUGAUGUGGAAGCUGAACGAUGGCAAGGUGAUGCGAGAUUUGGCAAUAGAAGCGAUGCAAACCGCUUGCAUUAUCCAAAAACACUUCGGGACUUACGACACCGAGGUUGGAGUGACUUUAAAAGUGAAGUUAGCAAUAGCCUCUGGAAAAACGUACUUCACAUCUAUCGGAGACUCAAACACCAUGUCUCAUUAUAUUAUUACUGGAAAACCGGUGUGGGAUGUAAAAUACGCUGAGGGUCUUUGUCGGGGCGGCGAUAUUCUGGUGGCUCCGAGUAGCUGGCAGUGGGUGAAUCCCAACGAAUAUGUACACGAAACACUUCCAGACGGUAUACACACUCUUAUCAUAGGCUGCACAAGCACGUGGUUUCAGUCUAGAGAAGACGACGUAGAAAUUAGUACAGAUGACGAUGACGAUGAACUUUUUCCGAUCGAUUACGAUUCAAUGUACAUCCCAAAGGCAAUCGCAGACUCAGAAACCGAAGCGGUGAUGAUGAGUCUAGCUGGCGACACUUUCGAGAGAGAAAAGUUUAGACAAGUCGAUUACAGUUUACGUCCCAAGAUCAUAAAAAUAGCGAGGGCUCGUUUGAAAGACGCCCUAAGGAGCUACAUGUUGAGGCCAGUGAUACGAUCUGUGGAAAUGGACGAGCCUUUGGAGUAUCUGACAGAAAUGAGACAAGUGGUAAUUCUAUUCGUCAACGUUAUCACUACAAACGUGGACAAGAGAACGUUAAUUUCCUUGGUCGACUCUUCUUACAAAUUAGUUUGCAAGAUCGUUGGUGAAAUGCACGGAUGCGUGAACAAAACGUCCCUCUUCGACAAGGAUCUAAUGUUUCUCUGUAUUUUCGGUCUACGAGGCGACAAGCACGAGCUAGAGUCUCAAAUCGGUUUGAAAUGCGCGUCGAAGGUACGAACAGGCCUUCUAAAGUUGAGAAACGUGAAAUCGGUUACUGUCAGUGUGACCACAGGAAUGACGUAUUGUGGGGUCGUGGGUCACAUUUUGCGAAGAGAAUACACUGUGAUUGGAAUGUCAGUGAACAAGGCUGCGAGACUUAUGGUCGCAUAUCGCGAUAGGGUUGUUUGCGAUCGAGAGAGUUUUCUCCAUUCCCAUCUUGAAACAAGACACUUCAUCUUGCAGGAACCAAGGUACUUAAAAGGGAUCUCGAACAUUGGUCCCAUUUACGAAUUUCAGGAAAGACCGAAGUACAAUGUGUCGGAUUUAGUAUGGAACAAAAAUCCAUUGCUCGGUCGAGAGCCUGAAAUGAAACAAUUCCAUGAAAUAUUGGUAACAUUGUUGAAUUAUUCCACUCAAGAUAUAAUGAAUCGUGGUCCAAGACCAACAGGUGAACCAAGGAUAGGAAAAACUAGAUUGCUGGACGAAUUCACUCAAAACAUUCCAUCCGGUGUUCACUACAACUAUAUUCCUCUGCACGUAGAAGACGCCAAGGCACCAUACAACCUGAUUCACCUGAUAUUUUCGAUGCCACUCGGCUUCACCGUCACCUCGACGCGCAAAGAACGCGAGGACAAGCUGCUUCUUCAUCUCCGCAAGGUGCGUCAAACGCAGCUCCUCUGCGUCCUCAAUCAACCUUUCAACGUGCGUUUCACGAUUACUCACCGCUACAACGCAUUGACCGACAUCGCGAAGUGGAAAGUGUUACGAAAAUUUCUAUUGAAACUGAUGAAAAGCUGCUUCGAAACACUGUGGGUGGUCAUAAUCGACGACGCUGAGUGCAGCGACCAGGAAUCCUUGGAACUCUUCGACGUUCUGACGAAGAAAGACCUGGUGUUCUUCGUUCUGAGCAUCGGUCGAAAGUGCAACCCUCGGACCCAGAUAUACACUACUCUUUUGUACAGAGGAAAGGUCAUUGAACUCAUCGGAAUAGACAAGUGGUACCAUGCUGGUCUCGCCUGUCAAAUACUCAACGUGAAUGGCCUGCCUGCAGAGUUGGAAAAACUCAUACAAGAAAAGAGUUUCGGUAAUCCAGGCUGGAUCGAGAGCUACCUAGUCAGCCUCCUGCAAGCUGGAGAUCUAGAAAUAAAAAUUAUCAGUAAAAAAGAAGCCAACAAACUGGGCUACGUGUUGCCUCCCAUAUCGAUGUUGAAGAGAUUUGUGUCAAGUAAGUCGUAUCACAAUGGCGAUGGCAAAGAACGCUCGGACAGAUGGCUGAUGUACAGAACGAGCUUCAAAGACAGCAUGAUCUCGAUGCUCGAACACAGCAUCAAGGAACCGAGCAAAUCAACGGCGAUCGUGGAGAACGAAGAGGCGAUGAUCGCUGUUUGCAACAUCUCGGAGAACUUUACGUACGAAGACAUCGACACCGAAAUCACGAUGGACGUUAUGAUCUUAAAGCUCUUCGAUUCUUUGACACCCCUCGAUCAACUCCUUUUGAAAUGCGCUUCCGUGAUUGGAGAAACUGUCAACAGACACAUGUUAGAGAGCCUGAUGAACCUGUCUGCCAAAAGAGAGAUUGGACUUGCAAUUUCGAAGUUGUUCGAAAUACGAGUCUUCGGAUGCGCGAUCGGAGACUUCUCCAAAAAUAAAGGGCCGAUAAUAUUCAUCAGGAACAUGCGAAAUCCUGCGACAGAGAUGAACGUGUUCUGCAGCUGUAUUGGCAUUACCAUUUCAGAGGAAUUGGACGAUCUGCCAAGGUACGCCUCGUGCGGUUUAAUGAGGUUCAAAAUGACGAUGUUCCGUGACACGACCUAUCAAUUACUCACGGAAAACCAAAAGAUGGAGUUGCACAACCAGGCAUUGAAAUACUUGAAACAACACACGAAACGUUGCGUGUCGUGUGGGCAAGGUGAAUUCGCAAAAUUACUGGGGAAAGUGUCGAAGAAAGAGGACAGGAAGAAGAGGACGACCGACAUAGACGAAAUGUUCGACAGCGUAGGUUUCGACGACAUAAACACUCUCGCGGAAAUCAAAAUAGAAAGCAAGGCGUUACUUUCUUGCUUCAACGUGUUUCGAAACGUCGAAAGGAAGCCAACGGUCACAUUUUCGGACGUGGAUUUCAGCGAUUGCCAGUGCAAUUUGAUAUUGAUAACAGUCUAUACCCAAAUACUGGAACAUUGUCGCGGUAUCGGGAAGACUGAAUUGACGAUGAUCGCCAUUUUGGAGUUCGCAGAAAUUUGCGUGAUGGCUUGCAAUAUACCACAGGCUCGAAAGCUCUUGACGAAAGGCAAGGCGAUUCUCGAAGAGCUAUUCAAAUCAAACGAAGACGAACUGGUCCUUUUGCCCUAUCUCACCGCUAAAAUCGAAACCCUUCAAGGUCAGUGUUUCCUGGAAAGUGGUUCCAUCUUCGAGGCGGAACAAUGCUUCGAUACGGCGUUAAACAAUUUGGGCUACAAUUUCCCAAGAAUGGAGAUAAUGAUCGAUCUAAAGGCGUUCACGCAGCUCAUAUCGUUAAGAUUGAAGCUCAGUUGUUCGAGAGAAAGGAAACUCGACCAGGAAUACGACGAAAGCAGUGUAUUCUAUACCGAACAAUUGGCUGAUUGUCUAGCGCAAAUGUUCAAUCUUUUCAGAUUUAAUGGGAUGAAAAAGCAUGCACGACUGGCGGCCAUCUGGGGUUUGAACGCUGCAUUGAAUUCUACCAGAAACUUGUGCAUUCUCUGCACAUCCUACACUAACAUGUUAAUCACAGCACACAUGUAUCGCGAUAGGACCAUCAUACCAUUUUUGGAGGAAAGGGGCAUCGACAUCUGCAACGAGAACAAAGAAUCCAUCGAACACCAAGAGCUGAACAUGAUCGCCGAGUUGUACGCGGGAAUAUUUUUUUCUCGCUGGGUGAGGGGACAAAUCUCGAAAGCGACGAAAAUUGGCUUCGUCUGCUCCAGAAUAGCAGCCACCAUUGGUUCCACGUUCUUGAAAUUGCUGUUACUGCCUCGGCUGGUGCAUCUUCUUAUGCUGUCCUGUCGUCAUUCGGAAGUGGUUGCACAGUUAAGGGAAUUGGAAUUCGUGUCUCAGAACGAUCUGGAUAAAUCUGGACGUACCUGGUACUAUGCACUUUGCGCCGACGUGCAUUUAGACACUGGUAUCACGAUACUCUCUUUUCAAUCUUGCGAACAGUACUUCCUUCGAGAGGGCGAGACGAUGAUCAGCCUGUAUGACCCUGAAGCAGAAAGGCGAUACUUCACUUCUAUGUGGCUGUGGAGCAUCAGAACUGAACAGUGGGAGGCUUCCAGAGUAUGGGGCAGCAGAAACGUGAGCAAAGGAACUAUUACGGACGAGCAUAUAGUAGUAGCAACGACUACCAGCUUGAAAAAGCUCGAGGGUCUGCUUAUCCUUUACGGUACUCGCUUUUAA